Nycticebus coucang (slow loris) is the source of this 2047-nucleotide messenger RNA. RefSeq names its product iroquois homeobox 1 (gene IRX1). Gene Ontology annotation, molecular function: RNA polymerase II cis-regulatory region sequence-specific DNA binding; DNA-binding transcription factor activity, RNA polymerase II-specific. The coding region runs from base 251 to 1693 and encodes 480 amino acids. Gene Ontology annotation, cellular component: nucleus. NCBI's taxonomy places the organism in Eukaryota, Metazoa, Chordata, Mammalia, Primates, Lorisidae. The record is from RefSeq and is a predicted model, not a curated record. Gene Ontology annotation, biological process: neuron differentiation; cell development; regulation of transcription by RNA polymerase II. The transcript is spliced from 4 exons.
GUGUCUGAAAGCCCCGCCGCCGAGCCGAGGGCGGCCGCCGCAGUCGGCGCGGGAUCGCGGAUCCGGGCGCAGCCGGGAGCCGGGCGCCAGCGAGCACCGGGCGGAGGAGCAGCGGCCGGCCCCCACCUCCCGGCCCGCGGCCCGCGCCCCAUCACACGGUGGCCCCCAUCCCCCUCCGGCCGGCCUCCGCCUCCCUCUCCCGCCCCUUUAAUACUUGCCCACCGCCGCCGCCACCGCCGAGUCCGCGGACAUGUCCUUCCCACAGCUGGGCUACCCGCAGUACCUGAGCGCCGCGGGGCCCGGCGCCUACGGCAGUGAGCGCCCAGGGGUGCUGGCUGCUGCCGCAGCUGCUGCAGCUGCCGCCUCGUCGGGCCGGCCAGGGACUGCGGAGCUGGGCGCUGGCGCGGGAGCGGCCGCAGUCACCUCGGUGCUGGGCAUGUACGCGGCUGCGGGACCGUACGCGGGUGCUCCCAACUACAGCGCCUUCCUGCCCUAUGCCGCCGAUCUCAGCCUCUUCUCGCAGAUGGGCUCACAGUAUGAACUCAAGGACAACCCCGGGGUGCACCCCGCCACCUUCGCAGCCCACUCAGCUCCAGCGUAUUAUCCCUAUGGCCAGUUCCAGUACGGGGACCCCGGGCGGCCCAAGAACGCCACGCGCGAGAGCACCAGCACGCUCAAGGCCUGGCUCAACGAGCACCGCAAGAACCCCUACCCCACCAAGGGCGAGAAGAUCAUGCUGGCCAUCAUCACCAAGAUGACCCUCACGCAGGUGUCCACCUGGUUCGCCAACGCGCGCAGGCGCCUCAAGAAGGAGAACAAGGUGACGUGGGGGGCGCGCAGCAAGGACCAGGAGGACGGGGCCCUCUUCGGCAGCGACACGGAGGGCGACCCUGAGAAGGCGGAGGACGACGAGGAGAUCGACCUCGAGAGCAUUGAUAUCGACAAGAUGGACGAGCACGAUGGGGAUCAGAGCAACGAGGAAGACGAGGACAAGGCCGAGGCCCCACAAGCGCCCGCCGUCUCUGCCGCCCUCACCCGGGACCAGGGCUCCCCCCUGGCAGCCACCGACGUGCUCAAGCCCCCAGACUCGCCCUUGGGCCUGGCCAAGGAGGUCCCGGAGCCCGGCAGCACGCGCUUGCUGAGCCCCGGCGCUUCGGCAGGCGGCCUGCAGGGUGCGCCGCACAGCAAGCCCAAGAUCUGGUCGCUAGCUGAGACGGCCACCAGCCCCGACGGCGCGCCCAAGACUUCUCCGCCCCCGCCCGCGGGCCACUCGGGCGCGCACGGGCCCUCGGCUGGCGCGCCGCUGCAGCACCCGGCCUUUCUGCCCAGCCACGGACUGUACACCUGCCACAUCGGCAAGUUUUCCAACUGGACCAACGGCGCAUUCCUUGCACAGGGCUCCCUGCUCAAUAUGCGCUCCUUCCUGGGCGUUGGCGCGCCGCAUGCUGCGUCCCACGGCCCGCACCUUUCUGCGCCUCCACCGCAGCAGCCACCGGUCGCUGUAACCGCAGGGACACUGCACGGAGACAAGGCAUCAACACGCAGCAGCCCUGUGCUCUCAGAGAGAGACCUGGUCCCCAGGCCGGAUUCACCAGCACCGCAGUUAAAGUCGCCCUUCCAGCCUGUACGGGACAACUCGCUGGCCCCGCAGGAGGGAACGCCGCGGAUUCUAGCAGCCCUCCCGUCAGCCUGAUUAAGGGUCUGCUUUUACUUUCGCCGGGGGAGGGGGGAGGAGUUGGGGGGGGAGGGAAUGAGGGAGGAUUAAGACGAAUAUUUCAGACCCGUGUAAAGGACAAAUAUGACAACGAUGUCUACGACUCCCAUCCAUCGCUUAACGCAGAAAGGGGCUCCUUGGCCGGAGCUGGAGUCCGGCGCUGGGCCUUGUGGCUCCCGCGCCUGUGAUUGUCCGGUUCCGUAAACGCCCCCACGUGCUUGUGUCUUUUUUUUUUUUUUCCUUUCUGUAUAUAGAGUGAUCUCAGAUUGUAAAUAGCGCGUCAGCGAACUUGUCUAAAUCAUAUAUUUUUGUCUAAUAAACUGUAUGAAAUGA